Messenger RNA from Strigops habroptila (Kakapo), 2956 nucleotides. It is a transcript of the gene CPNE3, whose product is annotated as copine 3. The coding region runs from base 661 to 2262 and encodes 533 amino acids. Gene Ontology annotation, cellular component: plasma membrane. The record is from RefSeq and is a predicted model, not a curated record. Gene Ontology annotation, biological process: cellular response to calcium ion; ERBB2 signaling pathway. Lineage: Eukaryota; Metazoa; Chordata; Aves; Psittaciformes; Psittacidae. The transcript is spliced from 16 exons. Gene Ontology annotation, molecular function: calcium-dependent phospholipid binding; receptor tyrosine kinase binding.
AUUCAUUUCCCACAGAGAAAACAAUGUCUCUCUUCUCACACGCUCAUAUGCCUCAGAUUUCUUAAAUGUUAACUCGUUAUUUUUGUUUGGAGUAAUCCCCAGUAAAAUGAGUUCUGAGGUUAUUAGGGUUUUAUCAGUGUAAUCUCACUUGUUCAAUGAAGAGUUACAUAAUUACUUCAUGCAUACUAAGUAGUGAAUGUGAGAAGGGGUAGCUUACACUCAAGGUUUGUGUGAGUCUUCAAAUACAGAGUGGUUAAAGUUGAGAUGUAUUACUUUGAGCUGCUUCUGUUACUUAACUUGUCAGCACAUCAGUUAGUGCCGCAGGACAAUUGUAUUAGCUGUGUUGUAUUUAAAGAGAGAGAGGGAAAAAGAGGAGCCAGAAUUCAGAUUUACAGCUUUUAGAGCAGCCUCUAAUUUUCAGAUGCGAUUAUGAAACAGCCUUUGUAACUUUACAUGAAAUGUCAGCUCCUGUGAGGUUGUCCAUUUCCUUGAGAAUUGAAGGGUUACCUUGAGAUUUUUUUUUAACGUAUGUUUAUAUACAAGUAGCCCAAGAUCAGUAGAAAUUGUGUUACUACUAGCCCCAUCAGUGGAAAGAAGCAUCCAUGUGUUGUAAUUUCAUUGUCAGCUUCUUGCAGCAGAUGUGGUGUUUUCUCUUAACAAAUGGCGGCACAGUGUGUGACAAAGGUGGAGCUGACUAUUUCCUGCACCAGUCUCUUGGAUAAAGAUGUUGGUUCCAAGUCAGACCCGCUGUGCGUGCUUCUUCAGAGCACCAGUGGUCAGCAGUGGUAUGAGAUUGAUCGCACAGAGAGAGUUAAGAAUUCCUUGAACCCAAAGUUCGCCAAGAAAUUCCUAAUUGAUUACUAUUUUGAGCUUGUUCAGAAACUUAAAUUUGGAAUAUAUGACAUCGAUAACAAAACCUUUGAUCUGAGUGAUGAUGACUUCUUAGGAGAAUUUGAAUGUACACUGGGACAAAUAGUUUCUAGCAGGACUCUAACAAAACCAUUAGUACUCAAAAAUGGGAGACCUGCUGGAAGAGGAAGUAUUACGAUUACAGCAGAAGAAGUGAAGGACAACAGGGUGGUUGUGUUGGAAGUAGAAGCAAGGAAACUGGACAACAAGGAUUUUUUUGGAAAGUCAGAUCCUUAUCUGGAAUUCCACAAGCAGACUGGAGAUGGAAACUGGGUGAUGGUUCACAGAACAGAGGUUAUUAAGAACAACCUGAAUCCAGUUUGGAGACCCUUUAAAAUCUCUCUCAAUUCUCUGUGUUACAGUGACAUGGAUAAGUUGAUCAAGGUUGAGUGCUAUGACUAUGAUAGUGAUGGAUCUCAUGAUCUCAUAGGAAGUUUUCAUACUACAAUGUCAAAACUGAAGGAAGCAUCCCGGUCCUCACCUGUUGAAUUUGAGUGCAUCAAUGAAAAGAAACGACAGAAGAAAAAAAACUAUAAGAACUCUGGUAUUGUGAGUGUUAAGCACUGUGAGAUCAUAGUAGAGUGCACAUUCCUUGAUUACAUCAUGGGUGGGUGUCAGCUGAAUUUCACAGUGGGGAUAGAUUUUACAGGCUCCAAUGGAGACCCUCGCUCUCCAGACUCUCUGCAUUACCUUAGCCCUAAUGGAGUUAAUGAAUACCUAACAGCCAUCUGGUCUGUAGGACUGGUCAUUCAGGAUUAUGAUACAGAUAAGAUGUUUCCAGCCUUUGGAUUUGGUGCACAAAUUCCUCCUUCGUUUCAGGUGUCACAUGAGUUCCCAUUAAAUUUUAACCCAUCAAACCCAUUCUGUAAUGGAGUCCAAGGCAUCGUUGAUGCAUAUCGGGCUUGUCUUCCUCAUGUGAGGUUAUAUGGACCAACAAAUUUUUCUCCAAUUAUAAAUCAUGUGGCAAGAUUUGCUGCUGCAGCUACACAACAGCAAACAGCAUCUCAAUACUUUAUACUCCUGAUCAUAACGGAUGGUGUGAUAACAGACCUUGAUCAAACUCGAACUGCCAUAGUUAAUGCUUCAAAAUUGCCCAUGUCCAUUAUCAUUGUUGGUGUUGGAGGAGCAGACUUUGACGCUAUGGAGUUUCUUGAUGGUGACGAUGGAGUUCUUAAGUCCUCAUCAGGAGAACCGGCUGUCAGAGACAUUGUCCAGUUUGUGCCAUUCAGGAAAUUCCAAAAUUCUCCAAAAGAAGCACUGGCGCAGUGUGUCCUGGCAGAAGUCCCUCAGCAGGUGGUGAACUACUUCAGCACCUACAAACUGCAACCUCCCAAGAAUCCUGCUGCAAAGUGAAUGGGCUGACCAGAGUUGCUGGGACUUCGUGCUGGCUUCACUUGCUGAAUCUACAGCCUUUGGUUCUCGAGAUACUUCUGUGUACAUGUAUAACACACCUCUGUGUGGUAAUAUCUGUUAGCUUUUGCCUGCAAAUCACUCUACCAAGUGUGCUUUUUAAGGGCCAAAAUUGUAAUUAUGUUAACAUUUGAUGUUGCUUUGAGAGAUGGGCUUACAUAAGUGCAUUUUAUUUUGAAAAGUAAAAGUAGGAAAAAAGAGGUUGAAUAUGCAGAGAGAAGGGGGAGAGCUGCUGGAAGUGGAACAGCUGCCUGUUUCAUAAAUAUGGCCUUUUUGAUAAAUAUUUUUGUGGGGAUCAGCACCCUGAACUGCAGUUUCUCUGUGAUCAUAAGACCAGUCAGAAACAAAGAAGAAGGUGUAUUCCCACCGAGGAGGUAACAGUUUGUAUGUGCUUCAACAAAUCUGGAAUAUUUCAGGUUUCUGUGUCUAUUAAGCUACAUAACAAAAUUUUGUCACAGAAGUUUCAUAAUUAAACAAGUGCCACAGGGCAUAAAGGCCCUCCUUGCAUGCCUACUUUACGCUUGCCACUUUAGUGCCUUUGGCCAAUGCCUGGGAUUCAGGGCUGUGUGAAGUUGAGGCAAACAGGUCAUUAAAGUAUAUGUUCUUUUCUCGUGUGCAUUCUCUUAAGGUAGCACAG